Messenger RNA from Sciurus carolinensis (gray squirrel), 2486 nucleotides. RefSeq names its product linker for activation of T cells (gene Lat). Lineage: Eukaryota; Metazoa; Chordata; Mammalia; Rodentia; Sciuridae. The record is from RefSeq and is a predicted model, not a curated record. Gene Ontology annotation, biological process: signal transduction. The transcript is spliced from 11 exons. Bases 303 to 1067 code for a protein of 254 amino acids. Gene Ontology annotation, cellular component: membrane.
CUGGCGGGCGGGCGUGAGGAGAGGCAGGCGCUGAGCCGAGGGACAGGGACGCCUGGGGCACAGGGACCACACGGGGUACUGGUGCCCCAGACCACAGCCCCAGGCCCCGGCCUGGCCACCCAGCAUCAGGGUCUCAGACUGAGCCCCACAGUCCAGCAAGGGGAGGGGUCCAGGAAUCCCCAAGGAGGACACAGCCGCUCUCCAGGACCCCCAGCGGGGGCCUUGUUGGUCCCUACGCACCGGCGGCAGCUCUGCCGAGCGGCCUGUGGGGCGGCCAGGCCUGGUGCAGCUCUCUCCUGUAGAUGGAGGUGGACGGCCUGACCCCCUACAUGCUGGGCCUCCUGCUGCUGCCCCUCCUGGCCAUGCUGCUGAUGGCCCUGUGCGUGCGUUGCCACGAGCCUCCUGGUGAGUCUGUGUGCCGCCCCCCACGCGGCUGGGGCUGGGUUCUCUUGGCCACAUACCCCAGCUGUGUCUUUCCUGCCAGUUCAAACCCAACGAGCAUCCUGAUCAAACCUUCCUACAUGCCUGUUCCCUGGCCACCCGCCACCUCCUACCCACCUGUUAUCUCCUACCCACCCCCGAGCCAGCCAGACCUGCUCCCCAUCCCGAGAUCCCCACAGCCCCCUGGGGGUUCCCACCGGAUGCCAUCUUCCCGACAGGAUUCAGAUGGUGCUAACAGUAUGGCGAGCUACGAGAAUCAGGAGCCGGCCUGCGAGGACGCAGAUGAAGAUGAUGAUGAGGAUGACUACCACAACCCCGGCUACCUGGUGGUGCUUCCUGACUGCACCCCGGCCACUAGCACUGCUGUCCCCUCAGCUCCUGUGCCCAGUGAGCCUGGCCUCCGUGACAGUGCCUUCUCCAGUGAGUUAGUGGAAGAUUACGUGAACGUUCCUGAGAGCGGAGAGAGCGCAGAGGCGUCUCUGGAUGGGAGCCGGGAGUACGUGAAUGUGUCCCAGGAGCUGGAGGCGGAGGCCAGAGCCAGGCCUGCUCCCCUGAGCUCCCAGGAAAUGGGGGAUGAAGAAGAAGAGGGGCCCCCGGACUAUGAGAACCUGCAGGAGCUUAACUGAAGGCCGGCCAGGGUCACGUCUGUCGUCCUGGAACCAGCCUCGCGGGCCGGCUGAGCUGGGCAGCUGGAAGUGGCGCUGGGGGUGCCACUGGGUGCCCUGCCCUGACUCCAGCGGACAGCAGCCUGAGAACCCCCCUAACUUAUUGUCACUUUGGGGGCCAGUCUGUGUGCCCCCACUACCCUGCACCUUCUGACGCAGCCUGAGAACGACCCUCCCUGGUGCAGCCCACUCCUCCUAACAGAAUAAAGGCCCUGUGGUCUGCAGUGCUCUUGGCUCCGAGCCCCAGGCGCUGGAGGCGGGUGGGGGGCUGGGCGGGGUCCUGCCUGUGUCCCCUGAGAAUGUGCCUGCAGGCUGCGGGCUGCGGGCCAGGAACCUGGGGCCCUCUGCCCUGUGUUGGUGGGUCCCGUCACCCGCAGUGCGAAGGUCCCGUCCUGGUUCUGUGAGUGACAGCAGACGCAGCCAGGUUGCUGCUGCCUUUGGAACGAGGCUCUGACCCAGCAGCCAAGACACGUCUCCCCACGAGGUGGUCCAUGACCUGCAGCUGCCCGUUGGCAGAGUGGGCUGAUGGCAGACGGGCAGGGCCCUGGGGGCGCGGGUGUGACAGAGACCGGCCGCUGGCACUCCCCGUCUGGCUUGCAACCAGGGGCUGGCCCUGGUCACCUGAGCGCUCCGUUCUUGGCCUGUGUGGUUCUCAGCGAAACAGAAAUGGUGGAAGCAAGCGGGGCGUGGUGGCGGGUGCCCCGAGUCCGGGCUACUCUGAAGGGAGGGUGGCUGGGUGGGAGGCGGGGCGCGGGUUGCCACCACAGCUAGACCUUGUCCCUAAAAACAGUUCCAGGCAGCGGGAAACGGGUGUGGCAGCCUGGCACAGCGCCACCAGGACUCGGUGGCCUGGGAUGGGACUUCACGCCUGGCCCACGGGAUUCCCGUGCUGCCGUUCUGUGCUCCGUGACCUGCGCCUUGAGCGGCCAGGGUUUGGUGACUGCUGUUCACCUGACCAGGAUCCAGCACCGCUGGUUUUGGGAAUGUCCCCUCGGUUUCCCCUGGGAUCCCCUCCUUUCCCAGUCUCAUUCCGGGUGGAUCUGGAAAUUAUUGAGCCAGCCUGCACCUCAGGAGGGAAGCCCAACCAGACCUGGACCCCAGUGGUCCCCUGACCUCUGACCACGGUGACGGCUUGGGUCACAUGACCCACAUGACCAGCCUGCGUGCGGCUGAGGAGCAGGCCCGGGACGUGCUGGGAGGAAAAGCCUCAGUCACAGUCGUUCUUACACUGGACGGGUGCAGUCCUGGGGCCACUUGGAAAGUCCACCUAGAACGAGGCCAUCAGAGAGGAAAGAGUGUCCCUAGACAGGCAGGCACGGCUUCCUGGUGGUGUCAUUAGAACUCCUGGAUCUAGCCGCGUGGGCAGGAUGACCCCCUCAG